AUGAAGUCAAAUAUUAUUAAGCAAUUCCUAUUCUUAUUAUUAUUACCCAGCAAGCUUUGGGCGGCUAUCCACCCUAUUGAUGUAGUAGGGAAAUAUUUUGUCGAUUCUAUUACCAAGGAAAGGUUUUAUAUUAAGGGAGUGGACUAUCAGCCAGGUGGCUCAUCAGAAGAAUUGAGUAAAAGUGACCCACUUUCUGAUCCAGAAAAAUGUGCUCGUGACAUUGUAUUAUUUCAAGAGUUAGGUAUUAAUACUAUCCGUAUUUAUUCAAUAAAUCCAGAUUUAGAUCAUGAUAAAUGUAUGACCAUGUUAGCAGCAGCAGGUAUUUAUUUAUUGCUUGAUGUUAAUUCACCAGUACAGGGACAACAUUUGAAUAGGUAUGAACCUUGGAGUACAUAUACGAUGUCAUAUGUACAGCAUAUAUUUAAAGUAGUAGAAAAAUUUUCAUACUAUAACAACACUUUGGGUUUUUUUGCCGGAAAUGAAGUUGUUAAUGAUAUGAAGUCUGCACAAUUUUCACCAAAAUAUAUUAAAGUUAUCAUAGGUGAUUUGAAAAAAUAUAUUGAAAAACACAGCCCCAGAUCUAUUCCUGUCGGAUACAGUGCAGCUGAUGAUUUGAAUUACAGAGCAUCUUUAGCUAGUUAUUUGGAAUGUGCUGAAGAAAAGGGAGAUACUUACAAUAGCGUUGAUUUUUAUGGCGUCAAUUCUUAUCAAUGGUGCGGUACACAAACUAUGGAGAGCUCUGGCUAUGAUAAGUUAAUUAGAACUUACUCGAGUUACACUAAGCCUAUAAUAUUUUCUGAAUUUGGUUGUAAUCAAGUAUUGCCAAGACAAUUUGAUGAAGUUAAGGCAUUAUUUUCUAAACCGAUGACACCUACUUUUAGCGGUGGAUUGGUGUAUGAAUUUACCCAAGAAUCUAAUAAUUAUGGAUUAGUUUCCUUAGACUCAGAGGGAAAUGCACAUAUUUUGGGUGAUUUUGAAAAAUUAAAGAAUACAUACAAAGAAAUACCUCCUUUAAGAUCUAAAGAAAUGUCUAAAUUUAUUGUCGCGGAUGAAACACUUAAUGUCACGAGUAAACAAGCCUUUUUCAAUAAACACCAAUUACCAAUUUGUAAAAAUCGAUAUGAUAAUUUAAAUAUAGAAGGAACUGCCAUAAGAAGUGUUGCGUCACCAAUUAUUUUCAAAGGAAACCAUGGAUUAAGAGGAUAUUAUGUAACUUUAGAGGAUAAAGAUUUGCAAUGUGAAUAUGAAAUAUACGAUAUUAAUGGAAAAGCGAGAAGCAAAGAGUCAAAAAGAAUAAAGGUGGUGAAUGAUUUAAAAUCUGAAAAACAGGAAACAAUAGUAAGAUCAUCUGGCGUUGAGGCUGCUUCCCUAGAAAAUUCCUCUCCUAAGAGAAAUUUUGGGUCACAGAUUCUAAGACUAGGAAUGCUGUGUAUGUUAAUAUUUUUUUCAAUGAUGUUUUUAACUUAA
This is a messenger RNA of Henningerozyma blattae CBS 6284, 1467 nucleotides long. RefSeq names its product 1,3-beta-glucanosyltransferase (gene GAS4). Gene Ontology annotation, molecular function: 1,3-beta-glucanosyltransferase activity. Bases 1 to 1467 code for a protein of 488 amino acids. Gene Ontology annotation, biological process: fungal-type cell wall (1->3)-beta-D-glucan biosynthetic process. Lineage: Eukaryota; Fungi; Ascomycota; Saccharomycetes; Saccharomycetales; Saccharomycetaceae. The transcript has a single exon. The record is from RefSeq and is a predicted model, not a curated record. Gene Ontology annotation, cellular component: cytoplasm; fungal-type cell wall.